This is a messenger RNA of Chironomus riparius, 1737 nucleotides long. The record is from the annotation of a GenBank genome assembly. Lineage: Eukaryota; Metazoa; Arthropoda; Insecta; Diptera; Chironomidae.
GUCGAAUAAAGUCGUCUAAAAAAAUCAUUGAGGAAAAAUCGUGGCACAUUUCAUCAGAAUUUAAUUUUGUGAAAAAAGUGAAUUAAUUGCACUAAAAUGGUCUUGGAUAUAGAGUUUUUCCGCAGUGAUAAAGGACAUGAUCCUAAAAAAGUUCGAGAUAAUCAGCAAAAGCGUUUUAAAGACUUGAAAUUAGUCGAGACAGUAAUCGAUGAAGAUGUUGCUUGGAGACAAAGCAGAUUUAAAGUCGACCUUUAUAACAGACUGAAAAAUCUAUGCAGUAAAGAGAUUGGCGAGCGAAUGAAGAAGAAGGAAGGUACUGGAAAUGAAGAUGACCCGGUAUCCAGUGAAUUAAUUGCAAAACUAGAGAAUCUCAAGAUUGAUGACUUAAAGCCAUUGACUGUUGCUCAAAUUAAGAAAGUUCGUCAAUUUGUUGAUGAUUCAAUUGUUGAGAAUGAGAAAGGAUUAGUCCAACAUGAAUCGACACGUAAUAGUGCAUUAAGAGAAGUCGGCAAUUGGUUACAUGAAUCAGUCCCUGUUAGUAAUGAUGAAGAUGAAAAUGGCAUUGAAAGAACAUGGGGAGAUUGCGAAGCUAAGCAUAAAUAUUCUCAUGUUGACUUAAUUCACAUGAUUGAUGGAAUGAAUGGCGAGAAAGGAGCCGUAGUUAGCGGUGGACGUGGAUAUUUCCUUACAGGACCAGCUGUGUUCCUAGAACAUGCACUUAUUCAGCAUUCACUUCAUAUGUUAUUCGAUAAAGGAUAUACACCUCUCUAUACUCCAUUCUUUAUGCGUAAAGAAGUUAUGCAGGAGGUUGCACAAUUGUCACAAUUUGAUGAGGAACUUUAUAAGGUUGUUGGAAAAGGAUCCGAAAAGACAGAAGACAGUGAUGAAAAGUACUUGAUUGCAACAUCAGAACAACCAAUUGCAGCUUAUCAUCGUGACGAAUGGAUUCCAGAAGCAUCACUUCCAAUUAAAUACGCUGGCAUUUCAACGUGCUUCCGUCAAGAAGUUGGUUCUCAUGGACGUGACACACGUGGCAUAUUCCGUGUUCAUCAAUUUGAAAAAGUCGAGCAAUUUGUGCUGACAUCACCUCACGACAAUAAAUCGUGGGAAAUGAUGGAAGAAAUGAUUGGAAAUGCUGAAAACUUUUGUCAGUCACUUGGCAUUCCUUAUCGCGUUGUAAACAUUGUUUCUGGCGCCUUGAAUCAUGCAGCCUCAAAGAAACUCGAUUUAGAAGCUUGGUUUGGCGGUUCUGGAGCAUUUAGAGAAUUGGUCUCAUGCAGUAAUUGCUUAGAUUACCAAGCACGUCGUUUACUCGUUCGUUAUGGAAUGACAAAGAAGAUGAAUGCUAAUAUCGAUUUUGUACACAUGCUUAAUGCUACUAUGUGUGCUACAACGCGAGUCAUCUGCGCUAUCCUUGAAACUCAUCAAACUGAAACUGGCGUUAAAGUUCCUGAAGUAUUGCAAAAGUACAUGCCAGAGAAGUACAAGAUAGAAAUUCCAUUCGUGAAGCCAGCUCCAAUUGAAGAAGAAGAGAAGAAAAAGGCAAAAAAAGGAAAGAAGGAUGCAGCAUAAAUGAACACUAAGCAUCAAGUUUACAACUUUUCUACUAAUUUAAUAUUAUAUCCUCUUUCCAGUUAAUUAACGCAUUUCCUUAAAGCAUUAUAACGCUUCAAGCUUGCUUUUAAGCAUCAAUAAAAGUUUAGAUUUUUGAGGAAGUUUUCUAAUUUUCUCGAAAAC